CAUCAAAGAGUCUCGUUUUGCUCGUGCAUCCACUGUAAGCACCGUCCCCUAGCAGGUGAUAUUUUCUUUGCAGCCUGAGAACAGACUCGACUGCCGAGUGAACUGGUGUCCUACCAUGACAACGAGCUGUGUGUUUUCCUUUCAAACCAAAGGUCGCUAUCAUAAUCUGGAGAUUUUAUGACCAGCAGUCCACUCCACCCAGGAAGGUAACUCAUACACAGAAUCUUUAGAGGAUCACAGGGUCUGAAUCAGCUUCUCAGGCGUCACCCGAGCGUUUUUCGAGAAGAGAGGUCGCAACUUGGAUCUAACCAGCGGCACUGGAAUACAGCAAUAAUGCCAUCCCUUACAAAGAGCCUUUAUUUCAUGUCCAGCGCGCUGUUAACUUCCAUUGCCGUCGGGGUGUUGGGGUUCUGCAUGUCAACGGAAUGGGCUAAGAUGGCCAUGGAGUGCACAAGAAACGGAAGUAGCUUCUCCAAUGGAUCUGCUGUCGUCACUUUGGGCCCUUUUACCGGGCACAUGAACAGAAGCUUUUGCCCUUUGUUUGGAGGCCAGGACGAAUUCACCAUGCUUCAAAGACUGGCAGAUUUGGGAGUUGGCCCGGUGGCUCUGCACAGUGUGGUCCUGUGCCUGUUGGUCCUGUGUCUGGUGUUUUCCGGUGGCAGCAUCCUUAUCUCCCUCUACAACAGCGUCAGCAACCCUUAUGAAACCUACAUGGGGCCUAUUGGCCUCUACGUCUGCAGCUCUCUCAGCGCAUUUUUCUCCGUCCUGGUCCUCCUGAUAUUCGCGUUGAACGUCACCCUGACCAGCAUGGCCGAGGAUUUGGUGCAGAGUUUCGCCGACACUUUGGUAGCAGAGUUGAGGAACAAAACGUCAGAGAUGCAGCUGGGAUACUACCUGGUCGUCCUUUACCCAGGUCUCUCCCUCUUUGUCGUGGCGUUGGUCUACUUUUAUGACCACACAGCCUACACGCAGAGGCGGGAGCAGCAGAGGCCUACAGAGGACGCGCCCAAGGAGAUAAUGAUGUAUUAGUGGUCUGCCACCGAGCGGGCUUUCAGUGACAUUGAUAAAUUGCUCAUCACAUCUUUCUGGAAUAACUUGCUGUAAGAAUUACAGACACAAAUCAAAAUAAACCCCCGAAACAUUUUCUGUGUGUUACGUGAAAUCAGUGAAUGUAAAUAAACAAUUGAGAUGAGGUUGAUCCUAUCUUAUUUUUUAUGUAUUUUUAUUUUGUUAAAAUGUGUAUUGUACAAUAUUUACAUUGUUUAUUGCAUUGACCACGGACCAAGAGAAGUCCCUUGUAACUGAAUAACUUAAUUAGCACUAAUCCAGCUAUUCUAUUCGGAUUAAAGGAAUAAUUACAGGAGGAAAUCACAGAACA
Messenger RNA from Gasterosteus aculeatus aculeatus (three-spined stickleback), 1378 nucleotides. RefSeq names its product clarin 3 (gene clrn3). Lineage: Eukaryota; Metazoa; Chordata; Actinopteri; Perciformes; Gasterosteidae. The record is from RefSeq and is a predicted model, not a curated record.